Messenger RNA from Daucus carota subsp. sativus, 773 nucleotides. Its product is annotated as UMP-CMP kinase 3. The record is from RefSeq and is a predicted model, not a curated record. Bases 101 to 736 code for a protein of 211 amino acids. The transcript has 8 exons. Gene Ontology annotation, biological process: CDP biosynthetic process; 'de novo' pyrimidine nucleobase biosynthetic process; UDP biosynthetic process. Gene Ontology annotation, molecular function: ATP binding; UMP kinase activity. Gene Ontology annotation, cellular component: cytoplasm; nucleus. NCBI's taxonomy places the organism in Eukaryota, Viridiplantae, Streptophyta, Magnoliopsida, Apiales, Apiaceae.
ACAGAUACGUAUAUAACGAAGACAACCACCGAAAUUGUUUGUUUCUCCGGAUCUCUAACCUCUUCCAAAUAUUUAAUAUAGAGCCGUAAAUCAUUUGCACAUGGCGACCGUGGUUGAUUCACCCAACAAGGAGGCAAAUAAAAGUGCCCUAGCUAAUAAGAAGGUCACCAUUGUUUUUGUUCUGGGAGGCCCGGGCAGUGGGAAGGGUACCCAGUGUGGAUAUAUUGUUCAACACUUUGGUUACACUCAUCUUAGUGCUGGUGAUCUUCUCAGAGAAGAAAUGAAGUCUGGUUCUGAAAAUGGGUUCGUGAUUAAGGACAUGAUCAAGGAGGGAAAGAUCGUUCCCUCGGAGUUAACUAUCAAGCUCCUAGAACAAGCGAUGCUGGAAAAUCGUAAUGACAAGUUUCUGAUUGAUGGAUUUCCUCGCAAUGAGGAAAACCGGGCAGCAUUUGAGGCUUUUACUGGAAUUGAACCAGAAUUCGUCCUCUUUUUUGAAUGCUCGGAAGAAGAGAUGCAGAAGCGCCUCUUAAGCCGAAACCAGGGAAGAGAAGAUGACAAUAUUGAAACUAUAAAAAAGCGGUUCAAGGUUUUCAUGGAAUCAAGUCUUCCAGUAAUUGAGCAUUACGAGGCCAAGGGAAAAGUUAGGAAGAUCGAUGCUGCUAGGCCUAUUCUAGAAGUUUUCGAAGCAGUAAAGGCUUGUUUCACUCGAGGGGACAUUAAGGUAAACCAACUGUGAAGAGAUUGUAGAAUGUGCAUGAAUUGAAUUAAAAGUG